Molecule: messenger RNA, 2076 nt
Organism: Fonsecaea erecta
Lineage: Eukaryota; Fungi; Ascomycota; Eurotiomycetes; Chaetothyriales; Herpotrichiellaceae
Product: NADPH-cytochrome P450 reductase
Exons: 2
Coding region: 1-2076 (691 amino acids)
Cellular component (GO): cytosol
Molecular function (GO): FMN binding; NADPH-hemoprotein reductase activity; flavin adenine dinucleotide binding
Source: RefSeq, a predicted model, not a curated record
AUGGCUCAGGUCGACACCCUGGACAUUAUUGUCCUCGUCUUGCUACUUCUCGGCAGCAUCGCCUACUUCACCAAAGGCACCUAUUGGGGCGUCCCCAAGGACCCCUACGCUACAUCCGCCCUCAAUGGCAGCGCUUCCAAAAAGGGUUCUCGCAAUAUCCUCGAGAAGAUGGAGGAGUCGGGCAAGAACUGCGUCAUCUUCUACGGCUCGCAGACUGGUACUGCAGAGGAUUAUGCCUCCCGUCUGGCGAAAGAGGGCCACGCUCGGUUUGGAUUGAACACAAUGACUGCUGACCUGGAAGAUUUCGACUAUGAAAACCUGGACAAAUUUCCCGAGGAUAAAGUUGCAUUCUUCGUCAUGGCCACCUAUGGCGAGGGUGAACCGACCGACAACGCUGUCGAAUUCUGGGAAUUCAUGAACCAAGAUCCUCCUUCCUUCUCCGAAGCCUCUGAAGAUAAGCCCUUGAGUAACCUCAAAUAUGUUGCGUUUGGCCUGGGUAACAACACGUACGAGCACUACAACUCCAUGGUCCGGAACUUGGACAAGAUCCUGACCAAACUGGGUGCGGAGAGAAUCGGUGCUGCCGGCGAAGGAGACGACGGUGCUGGUACCAUGGAAGAAGACUUUUUGGCAUGGAAAGAACCCAUGUGGGCUGCUCUUGCGGAGAAAAUGGGUCUCGAAGAACGUGAAGCCGUGUACGAGCCAGUAUUCAGCGUGGAAGAGAGGGAUGAUCUGUCCCCAGAAAGUGACACCGUGUAUCUGGGAGAGCCCAACAAGAACCACCUUGAAGGCACCCAGAAGGGCCCCUACAAUGCUCACAACCCGUUCAUUGCCCCGAUUGUCGAGUCCAAGGAAUUGUUCACGGUCAAGGAUCGCAACUGCCUCCAUUGCGAGAUCGAUGUGUCUGGUUCUGGCAUCUCUUACACCACCGGCGACCAUAUCGCGGUGUGGCCCACGAACGCAGGCUUGGAAGUGGACCGUUUGAUCAAGACCUUUGGCUUGGAAGAGAAGAGACACAAGGUUAUCAGCAUGAAGGGUAUGGAUCCCACAGCCAAGGUGCCCUUCCCAACUCCAACGACUUACGAUGCUGCUGUUCGCUACCACAUGGAAAUCUGCGCUCCGGUUUCCCGUCAAUUCUUGGCCACCUUGGCUGCUUUUGCUCCCAACGAGGAAGCAAAGAAGGAAAUGGCCAAACUGGGUUCGGAUGCCGACUACUUCAAGGAGAAGGUUGCCUCGCAAAUGUUGAAUAUCGCCCAGGCGGUAUCCGCUGUCCAUCCCGGACCUUGGUCUGCCGUCCCGUUCUCUUGCCUCGUGGAGGGUCUCAACAAGUUGCAACCUCGAUAUUACUCCAUUUCUUCGUCUUCACUGGUCCAGCCGCAGAAGAUCUCUAUCACCGCUGUGGUGGAAUCAAUCCGCGUUCCGGGUGCCGGCCACAUUGUCAAAGGUGUCACGACCAACUACCUUCUGGCUUUAAAGCAGAAGCAAAACGGAGACCCCGACCCAUCACCUCACGGUCUGACCUACGCCAUCACCGGGCCCCGCAAUAAGUACGAUGGUAUCCAUGUCCCGGUUCAUGUCCGUCACUCCAACUUCAAACUGCCAUCAAAUCCUAGUAAACCCAUCAUCAUGGUCGGUCCUGGCACCGGUGUUGCUCCUUUCCGAGGCUUCGUGCAAGAGCGUGCAGAGCAAGCGAAGAGAGGUGAAGAAGUCGGUCACACAGUACUCUUCUAUGGUUGCCGUCGAUCGACCGAGGACUGGCUCUACAAGGAGGAGUGGGAGGAAUACAAGAAGAUUUUGGGCGACAAAUUGACCGUCUUCAACGCGUUCUCUCGCGAGACUUCGAAGAAGGUCUACGUCCAACACUUGCUCAAAGAAAAUGCGAAAUUGGUCAAUGAACUCCUGCAACAGAAGGCUAAUUUCUACGUUUGUGGUGAUGCUGCUCACAUGGCACGAGAAGUCAACGAAGUCCUGGGUCAGAUCAUUGCCACUGAGCGAGGAGUUGACGAGAAGAAGGCUGAACAAGUGGUCAAGAGUAUGCGCAGCAGCGGAGUCUACCAGGAAGACGUCUGGUCGUAA